This is a messenger RNA of Balaenoptera acutorostrata (minke whale), 1969 nucleotides long. It is a transcript of the gene AQP11, whose product is annotated as aquaporin 11. Gene Ontology annotation, molecular function: channel activity. Gene Ontology annotation, biological process: transmembrane transport. The record is from RefSeq and is a predicted model, not a curated record. NCBI's taxonomy places the organism in Eukaryota, Metazoa, Chordata, Mammalia, Artiodactyla, Balaenopteridae. Bases 26 to 841 code for a protein of 271 amino acids. Gene Ontology annotation, cellular component: cytoplasm; membrane. The transcript is spliced from 3 exons.
AUCCCAGCCUGGUGUUGAGAGAGCCAUGACGGCGCUGCGGGGGCUCUGGCCCGAGAUGCAGGACACCUGUACCUCGCUGGGGCUGAUGCUGUCAAUCGUGCUGUUCAUGGGGCUGGCCCGCGUGGUCACCCGGCAGCAGCUGAACAGGCCCACUGCCCACGCCUUCGUCUUGGAGUUUCUGGCCACGUUCCAGCUCUGCUUCUGCACCCAUGAGCUGCAAGUGCUGAGCGAGCAGGAACCCCUGCACCCCACCUGGCCGCUGACGCUAACCUACUUCUUCUCGUUGGUGCAUGGCCUGACUCUGGUGGGCACCUCCAGCAACCCGUGCGGCGUGAUGAUGCAGAUGAUGCUGGGGGGAAUGUCCGCUGAGACGGGUGCGAUGAGGCUGUUAGCUCAGCUGAUUGGUGCCCUGUGCAGCAGGUACUGCAUGGGCGCCCUGUGGAGCCUGGGACUGACCAAGUAUCACGUCAGCGAGAGGAGCUUCGCUUGCAGGAAUCCCAUCCAAGUGGACUUGCCCAAAGCGGUCAUCAUAGAGGCCGUCUCCUCCUUUAUCUUCCACAGCGCUUUGCUGCACUUCCAGGAGGUCCGAACCAAGCUUCGUAUCCACCUGCUGUCAGCACUCAUCACCUUUUUGGUCUAUGCAGGAGGAAGUCUAACAGGAGCUGUAUUUAAUCCAGCUUUGGCACUUUCACUACAUUUCAAGUGUUUUGAUGAAGCAUUCCUUCAAUUUUUUAUAGUAUAUUGGCUGGCUCCUUCUUUAGGUAUAUUGCUGAUGAUUUUGAUGUUCAGUUUUUUCCUUCCAUGGCUGUAUAACAACCAUACAAUUAAUAAAAAGGAGUAACUAUUCUAAAAGACUAAGUUUCAGGACAGUCAAGAUGGAUGUGAUAAAGAUUUUAUCACCUAAUACUCACACACUGGCUGCACUGGAUUCGUCAAUGUUAUCUUCCUUUGAAGAAACUGCCUUAGAGUUUUCAUCACUGGGACUUAAAAAAAAAUUACUGUGAAAAUAAGGUAUCCUGUGUUUUUCAGUUAAGACUUGUUCUUUUAAGCGUGUAUUAAAUGCUGCUAGAAAAGACUCUUUAAAUAUAAAUCUCAAGUGAUAAUUGUUAAUUUUGAUGAAAAAGAAAUUGAGUACAGGGUGAGAAGGGAAGGGAAGGUGAUGGUAGGACCAAGAAAGAGUAUGUGUAUCAUGUGUCACUUGAAUGAACAAGAUUUUUAACCAAAGUACAAACAGUCAUGCUUACAAAACUGGAGAGAAGAUACUUUUCAGCCACUACCUCACACAGUGAUACCAUCAGCAGUGUCAUCUUUCAAUAGGAAAGUUGCUUUUGGAAGUAGAUUAUAUACCUACUCAUACUCAAGGGGGUUCCUGAAUUUUUUUUUUUUUAACAUCUUUAUUGAAGUUUAAUUGCCUUACAAUAGUGUGUUAGCUUCUGCUUUAUAACAAAGUGAAUCAGUUAUACAUAUACAAUAUGUUCCCAUUUCUUUCCCCUCUUGCAUCUCCCUCCCUCCCACCCUCCCCAUCCCACCCCUCUAGGUGGUCACAAAGCACCGAGCUGAUCUCCCUGUGCUGUGCGGCUGCUUCCCACUAGUUAUCUAUUUUACAUUUGGUAGUGUAUAUAUGUCCAUGACACUCUCUUACCCUGUCACAUCUCACCCCACCCCCUCCCCAUAUCCUCAAGUCCAUUCUCUAGUAGGUCUGUGUCUUUAUUCCCGUCUUGCCACUAGGUUCUUCAUGGCCUUUUUUUUUUUUUUUUUCCCUUAGAUUCCGUAUAUAUGUGUUAGCAUACUGUAUUUGUUUUUCUCUUUCUGACUUACUUCACUCUGUAUGACAGACUCUAACUCCACCCAUCUCAUUACAAAUACCUCCAUUUCAUUUCUUUUUAUGGCUGAGUAAUAUUCCAUUGUAUAUAUGUGCCACAUCUUCUUCAUCCAUUCAUCUGUCGAUGGACAUUUAGGUUGCUUCCAU